UUUUACCACACGUUGAUUGUAUCGCGUUGGGUAUAAAAUAAAAUCGAAUAACCAUAUAAAUUAAGGUAAAAAAGUAAGUCUGGCAAGGCUAGAUUUUGCCGGCCCUUUUGUUUUAAGCUUCUACCAACGUCAUUUUGCUUUUUGCCAAAAGUGCGAGCGCAACACGAGCGACAUACCUUCAUUCAUUCUUCCUAUUUUUGUUGAAUUUUCAUUUCGAAAGUUUUAUAAUUUCAUUAAUAUUCGCAAUUGUAAAAAGCGUUUAAGAAUUAAAUAAUAAAGUGAUGUAAAUACAAGUAUUAGCUUCGCUAUUGGUAGAUAAAAAGUGAAAAAAUUGCAAAGAAAACUCAAAAAAGUGAAAAGUAACCGCCUUUGCCGAUUCCACGCCAUUCGUUCGUUAUUGCAAACGAACGACUCGUCAUUUGUGGCCUUUUGCGUUUUUGUUCUUCUGUUUACGGCUUAUACGCCGCUCGUCCAUUUACGCAGUGUCAAAGACUAUCGGAAUUUUUUUAUUUGUCGAGUUGUUUCUGAACAAAUUGCUUUAAUAUCAACGGGGUUUCCUGAAGGAUUAAUUAAUCAGAUUAUUUCCGCACUGACUGUUGCCUAUACAAAGCUGAAUUGAUUUGUGCUGACCAGAGCGGAGGAGCCACAUACCAAAAUGUCGCGAAAAUCGCUAAAUGUACGCGUCACCACCAUGGACGCCGAGCUGGAGUUUGCCAUACAACACACGACCACCGGCAAGCAGCUCUUCGAUCAGGUCGUCAAAACGAUCGGCCUGCGCGAAGUCUGGUUCUUUGGCCUGCAGUACACCGAUUCAAAGGGUGAUUCCACAUGGAUUAAACUUUACAAAAAGCCAGAGUCGCCAGCCAUAAAAACCAUAAAGUACUUGAAACGCGUCAAGAAAUAUGUGGAUAAGAAAACAGCCGAUGGCCAUCAGAACAGCAAUGAUGUUAGCGACGAAGACGACGAUGCCGAUGAUAUGACUGGAUCAAUGCCAUUCUCCACUUGGGUUUUGAAUCAAGACGUGAAGAAGGAGAAUCCUCUGCAGUUUAGAUUCCGCGCCAAAUUCUACCCGGAAGACGUCGCCGAGGAGCUAAUUCAAGACAUUACGCUGCGCCUGUUCUAUUUGCAAGUGAAAAAUGCCAUACUAUCCGACGAAAUCUACUGUCCCCCGGAAACGUCCGUAUUGCUCGCUUCGUACGCUGUUCAAGCGCGCCACGGCGACUACAACAAGAGCAUGCACACAGCCGGCUUUUUGGCUAACGAUCGCCUGUUGCCGCAACGUGUCAUCGAUCAACACAAAAUGUCCAAGGAUGAAUGGGAGCAAUCUAUUAUGAACUGGUGGAAGGAGCAUCGCGGCAUGUUGCGCGAGGAUGCCAUGAUGGAGUACUUGAAGAUCGCACAGGAUCUUGAGAUGUAUGGCGUGAAUUACUUCGAAAUCCGCAACAAAAAGGGCACCGACCUGUGGUUGGGCGUAGACGCGCUCGGCCUGAACAUCUAUGAGGAGGACGACAAGCUGACGCCGAAAAUCGGUUUUCCUUGGUCGGAAAUCCGUAAUAUUUCAUUUUCGGAUAAAAAGUUUAUUAUCAAGCCAAUCGAUAAGAAAGCGCCCGACUUUGUCUUCUUUGCACCGCGUGUACGCAUCAACAAACGAAUCCUGGCCUUGUGCAUGGGCAACCACGAACUGUACAUGAGACGACGCAAGCCCGACACAAUUGAUGUGCAGCAGAUGAAGGCGCAGGCACGCGAGGAGAAGAAUGCCAAGCAGCAAGAACGGGAGAAGCUGCAGUUGGCACUAGCGGCACGCGAACGAGCUGAGAAGAAGCAGCAAGAGUAUGAGGAUCGUCUGAAGCAGAUGCAAGAGGAAAUGGAGCGCUCUCAGAAGGACCUACUGGAAGCGCAGGAGAUGAUUCGCCGUUUGGAGGAGCAAUUGCGUCAACUGCAGGCAGCCAAGGACGAAUUGGAGCUACGCCAGAAAGAGCUGCAAGCUAUGUUGCAACGCCUUGAGGAGGCAAAGAAUAUGGAGGCAGCUGAGAAAGCCAAGCUGGAGGAGGAGAUCAUGACCAAACAAAUGGAAGUACAACGCAUUCAGGAUGAGGUGAACGCCAAGGACGAAGAGACUAAACGUCUGCAAGACGAAGUGGAGGAAGCUAGACGCAAGCAGGCGGAAGCUGCUGCAGCGCUUUUGGCCGCGUCCACCACACCUCAACAUCAUCAUGUAGCCGAAGAUGAAAACGAGAAUGAGGAGGAGCUGACGAAUGGCGACGGUGGCGGUGAUGUUUCACGCGAUCUAGAUACAGAUGAACAUAUCAAGGAUCCCAUCGAGGACAGACGCACACUGGCCGAGCGCAACGAGCGCCUGCAUGAUCAGUUGAAGGCUCUGAAACAAGACUUGGCACAAUCACGUGACGAAACGAAAGAAACGCAAAACGAUAAGAUCCAUCGGGAGAAUGUGCGUCAAGGUCGUGACAAGUACAAGACAUUGCGCGAAAUACGUAAGGGCAACACAAAGCGUCGCGUGGAUCAAUUUGAAAAUAUGUAAAUUGGAGGGUGGCAGCUUGGUGCGCACUGGCCGAGGAUGACUGGUAUCACUAUGACGCCAGUCCUUUGUAUAGAACAACAAGAUCAACAGAAGCGGCUAUUUUAACAAUAAAACAACAACAAUUACCAGCAAGCAAUCAACCAACUAACGAAAAACACACCUCCGUUCGAUCGGCGGCCUUCAAGUCGAUCGUUAUUUAAAUGAAAGAAUUACUAUUUACGAAAUAAGAAUUGAAAUUUGAUACACUUUUGAUAAGAUAAAGUCUUCGAUGUCGCAAAGUAGAUAAAACCCUAAAGAAAAAGAUUAAACAAAAAUUCAUAAACGCUUACAAAUCAAAUUCGUAGAAACGAUCAAAUUGCAUUUUCUUUUCUUUUUGAAUAAAAAGUAAAUCUAAUGACAAUGACACACGUAAACAAGAAAAAAGAUUGCUGUUCCUCCUAAAAGUUACGAUUUUGUUGUAUAAUCGUUUAAAUAUUUUUUGUUUUUGCCUUUUAUUCAUUUUUUUAAUCUAAAUUGCGAAAUAUUCCUGUGCGUUUGGCAUUUAUUUAAAAUCUUUUAAGUAUUUAAACUAAAACUGAAAGUUUGCUAAAAUAAAAGUAUUUUUGAAAUCAUACUGAAAAUAUUUUUCCCGAGCGAUACUAAAAUGUCAAUUGUUUUUUCUCCCUUUUAGUCACUUACAAUCGCCAAAAUGAAAAACGUAAAUCCAGGCAUUUCCUUGAAUCGUUCCGUCUUAAUUAUUUUAUUAUUGAGUACCAACUUUAUAUAUACACACAGAUAUAUAUAUAAAUUGCAUUUUUUUUUGUUUUUUGAGAAAAUUUUUUAAAUGAUAUAAUAAAAGAUAAUUUAAGUUAUAGUUGUUCUAUAUAUAUAAUUAUUACACAUUAUUAUUAAAUAACAGUACUAUUAAUUUGAAAUAAUAAAUAUAAAUGGAAGUCUAAUCAUUCAAGCAAGAGAAAAGAGCAACGCAACGGGAAUCCAUUUACAUGAAAAAUUGUUAUUAUUACUUGGCAAAAUAAUUAUAUUAUACAUAAUAUAAUAAAAUAAAAAUAAA
This is a messenger RNA of Bactrocera oleae (olive fruit fly), 3590 nucleotides long. NCBI's taxonomy places the organism in Eukaryota, Metazoa, Arthropoda, Insecta, Diptera, Tephritidae. The record is from RefSeq and is a predicted model, not a curated record.